UGUGAUUGACAGCACCUGUGUGAGUGAGCCUGAGCCAAUGGCCAGCAGCAUAAAAACACACUGGGUUUGGAAAGGAGCUGCUUCUGAAAGCUGUCGCUGCUGGCGUUGAAAUGGCAGUCAAAGUCUUGAUUGUGUAUGCUCAUCAAAGCCCAGGUUCAUUCAGUGCAGCUGCCAAAGAUGCUGCAGUGGAGGUUCUGAAGUCCCAGGGCUGUACGGUGGAAGUGUCCGACCUGUACGCAAUCAAGUUCAAAGCCACUGCUACAGCCGAAGACAUCACCGGCGAGGUGAAGAAUGCUGAGCACUUCCGCUAUGCAGAGGAGACUAAAGUGGCAUGGGAGGAAGGCCGGCUGUGUGCGGACAUCACCGAGGAACAGCGCAAAGUCAAAGAAGCAGAUCUCAUCAUAUUUCAGUUUCCCAUGUACUGGUUCUCAGUGCCUGCCAUCCUGAAAGGCUGGUUUGACCGGGUUCUCACCCUGGGAUUCGCCUACACACAAGAGAAGCGCUACAGCCAGGGCAUCUUUGAGAAAAAGAAGGCCAUGCUGUCCUUCACAACAGGAUCACAGGAGACCAUGUUCAGUCCAGAUGGCAUCAAUGGGGACAUAAAUGUCACCCUAUGGCCCUUACAGAAUGGGAUCUUGCAUUACUGUGGCUUCCAGGUCUUGGCCCCUCAGCUCUUCUGGGCCCCAGCUUUGGCCCCUGUGGAGAGGCGCACCUCGAUGCUGGAGGCCUGGCGUGCUCGUCUGCAGGGGCUCCUGGAGGAGGAACCCCUCUCAUUCACCCCCAUGUGCUGCUUUGACAGUGAGAGGGGCUUCCAGCUCCGACCAGAGGCCUUGGAGAAACAUGCCAACAGAGAGUUUGGCCUGACCGUGGGCAUCCAUCUGGGAAAACCACUGCCCCCCAACAGCCAGAUGAAGGCUGGGGUCUGAAGUGUGUCUGAAUGUACUGUUAAAAUUGUUUUAAUGUGGUGAGAUUUGUAAACUAUGUUCUUGUGGUUAUUGUCCUGGACCACAUUAAAACAUGCAUACAUACA
This is a messenger RNA of Boleophthalmus pectinirostris (great blue-spotted mudskipper), 1030 nucleotides long. Its product is annotated as ribosyldihydronicotinamide dehydrogenase [quinone]-like. NCBI's taxonomy places the organism in Eukaryota, Metazoa, Chordata, Actinopteri, Gobiiformes, Gobiidae. The transcript has 6 exons. The coding region runs from base 111 to 926 and encodes 271 amino acids. Gene Ontology annotation, cellular component: cytosol. The record is from RefSeq and is a predicted model, not a curated record. Gene Ontology annotation, molecular function: NAD(P)H dehydrogenase (quinone) activity.